Molecule: messenger RNA, 477 nt
Organism: Mizuhopecten yessoensis (Yesso scallop)
Lineage: Eukaryota; Metazoa; Mollusca; Bivalvia; Pectinida; Pectinidae
Exons: 3
Coding region: 1-477 (158 amino acids)
Source: RefSeq, a predicted model, not a curated record
AUGCAUGUGUAUUACGUGUUUGUAGAGAAUGACUGGGAACUGGUCUUCAGAGCACAGUCCAACAACAGUCUGAGUCCUUAUGCAGCAUGGAUGGGAACGUUGUCACUUCCAACUCCGGUACAACUGGAGCUAAACCGAGGUGGUAGCCGAGUUGUCUAUGUCCGAUUUGAUGGCAGAGGAUCAACGUUCACCAACUGGUUCGGCAUCGAUAAGUUAAUAGACAGUGGCUGGAGCACCAUGUCUAAAAGCCGCACCUUCAAUUACUUCUCCAUACAUGGGACUGCCGAAAGGAGGUUUUUUAUCAAUCAAAACUAUGGCAGCUGUCCUGUCGACGCGGGCUGGAUGGCAGUUAUUGAUACCACUUCAGUCUAUGGACCAUGUGAGUGGGACAUCAAAACAAAAAAGAGGCCAGCCUUUCUUUUCGCUCCAACAGAGGAUGUCACUCAGUGGCAGAACUAUGGUAAUCUCAUUGGGUGA